AUGACGACUUCGCUGCUCCUGCACCCGCGCUGGCCUGAGAGCCUUAUGUACGUCUAUGAGGACAGCGCGGCGGAGAGCGGCAGCGGCGGCGGCGGGGGAGGCGGCAGCGCGGGCGGAGCGGGGGGAGGCUGCAGCGGAGCGAGCCCCGGCAAAGCCCCGAGUAUGGACGGGCUGGGCAGCAGUUGCCCGGCCAGCCACUGCCGCGACCUGCUUCCACACCCGGUGCUGGGCCGCCCGCCGGCUCCCCUGGGCGCCCCUCAGGGUGCCGUCUACACGGACAUCCCGGCCCCGGAGGCGGCGCGCCAGUGCGCCCCGCCGCCAGCGCCCCCCACCUCGUCCAGCGCCACCCUGGGCUAUGGCUACCCGUUUGGUGGCAGCUACUACGGCUGCCGCCUGUCACACAACGUGAACCUGCAGCAAAAGCCUUGCGCCUACCACCCAGGCGAUAAGUACCCGGAGCCGUCGGGCACCCUGCCCGGUGAUGACCUGUCCUCCAGGGCCAAAGAGUUCGCUUUCUAUCCCAGCUUCGCCAGCUCCUACCAGGCGAUGCCCAGCUACCUGGACGUAUCAGUGGUGCCUGGGAUCAGCGGGCACCCGGAGCCGCGUCACGAUGCGCUCAUCCCCGUGGAAGGCUACCAGCACUGGGCUCUCUCCAACGGCUGGGACAGUCAGGUAUACUGCUCCAAGGAGCAGUCGCAGUCCGCCCACCUCUGGAAGUCUCCCUUUCCAGACGUGGUUCCUCUACAGCCUGAGGUGAGCAGCUACCGGCGCGGGCGCAAGAAACGGGUGCCCUACACCAAGGUGCAGCUGAAGGAGCUAGAAAAGGAGUACGCGGCCAGCAAGUUCAUCACCAAAGAAAAGCGCCGGCGCAUCUCCGCCACUACGAACCUCUCGGAGCGCCAGGUCACCAUCUGGUUCCAGAACCGGCGAGUCAAAGAGAAGAAGGUGGUCAGCAAAUCGAAGGCGCCUCAUCUCCACUCCACCUGACCGCUUACCUGGCCACCUUUCCCCUCUAUUUAUGUCGCCGCUUUGUACCAUAACCGAAUCCACCGAAGGACCCUUCGCCGGUGCAGAGGAAUAUUUAAUGUUAACCAGAAAGAGGAACCGUAUCGCCAGGAGGCAGCGAGUAUCCGAGCGGCGCACUGCCGCCCCCUACUCCCCACAUUAUCUUCAAUCCCCCACCCCACCCAGAUGGGACCUACUGGGCCUCAACAACUUUGGAGGUGGGUCCCCGUGGGCUGUGGAAGAAAGGCUGCCGGCCCCCACCCCCUUUCACCCUUACCCCUGUCCUUGCCGGAAAGCCGAGUGGCAGCAAAGAGCCAGAUCAUUCCAAUCAAAGCAGAGUUGGGGAACACCCAGCGACCCCAUGCUUGCCUCCCCCUUUGCCAGGCAGGUAGAGGACCCUCCUGGGGGUGCGGCCUCCGUGUAGGACCUGGCGAGCUUAUAAGUCCCUCCCAGUCCCCCCCACUCAUCCUUCCUGCACUCUUUAGUUAGACAAGAAUUCCCAGUUAAGAUUUUCUGUGCAUAUUUUAAAAGUCACAUUCAUAGGAAUGAUAAUUUUUAGGGAUCUGGCAUCAUGAUUGGAGUACAGGCAGCACAUAGGUU
Phyllostomus hastatus (greater spear-nosed bat) is the source of this 1605-nucleotide messenger RNA. It is a transcript of the gene HOXC13, whose product is annotated as homeobox C13. Lineage: Eukaryota; Metazoa; Chordata; Mammalia; Chiroptera; Phyllostomidae. Gene Ontology annotation, molecular function: RNA polymerase II cis-regulatory region sequence-specific DNA binding; DNA-binding transcription factor activity, RNA polymerase II-specific. The transcript has 2 exons. The record is from RefSeq and is a predicted model, not a curated record. The coding region runs from base 1 to 987 and encodes 328 amino acids. Gene Ontology annotation, biological process: regulation of transcription by RNA polymerase II.